Messenger RNA from Plutella xylostella (diamondback moth), 1827 nucleotides. The record is from RefSeq and is a predicted model, not a curated record. NCBI's taxonomy places the organism in Eukaryota, Metazoa, Arthropoda, Insecta, Lepidoptera, Plutellidae.
UUUGCGACUCGUGUCGGCGUCCAUUUUUCGAAUGCUGUCAUUUUGAUUUCUUCUUUUGGUGAUCGGUGAUUGUUCUGAAUCUAAAUUCGAUAAAAUUUUGUUUUUAGUGUCCAAAACAAAACAAUGUCAUUUAAUAAAAAGAUCAAAAUGGAGUUGUGCGGGCCGUGUGUAUGUUGCCUUCACGAUGGCUGCUUCAAAGCUAUCUGGAACAGUUACACAUGGAUGGGCGAGGAGGAGAUAUACGGCAGUAUGUUGGAGCAAUGCUUUGCCGUAGAUCUGCAAGGCAUUGAGGAGAUCCGUGACGGCUUCAUCUGCGAGAGCUGCAUCACACGGCUCCGGGACGCGUACAAGUUCAAGAACCAGGCUCUUGACUCCAUCUUUUACUGUACUGAGUUAACUUUGUAUCUGUUUCCUUCAGAGAAUGGGUCGGGCCCCCGCGAGGACAGCGGCUCCGUGCGCUCGGAGUCCGACGAGUACUAUGAGGUGGAGUUCCUGGAGGAUGACUUUGAUGAGGUGGAGGUGAAGGAGGAGCGCAUCGAGCGGCCGCCUCAGAAGAAGGACACCGCGGGCAAGCCCAGCGGCAAGCGGAACAAACACUUGGGCGAUUUCGUCGAAGAGGUGGAGAUCAAGAAGAUCUCGAACAAGCCGCGGCUCUACAGCAUCAGCGCCAGCGCCGGCAGCGACUCCAUCAAGAACGAGUACCUCGCGCUCUACAACACCGAACGGAACGCAGCCAACCACCAAAUAUUCGUUGACGAGAUCAAAAAUAUCCUCCUACACACUAACGCUGUCCCAUUCAAGACCGUCACCCAAUACUACCACUGCGCUUACUGCAAGACCAGAUUCGACGACCCAGAAGAACUAAGACCACACGUGAACGACACACACAUCACUGAACGAAUCAAUGCUGUCUCAGAAAUCACCAAACCAAGCUCUAUAAAUGAAACCUUCAAGCUAGACAUCAAGGAUUUGCAGUGCACCGUUUGCAACGUUGAAGUCACUUGGCCAAAUCUGUUCCAACAUCUUGAGGAUGUACAUCAGACGGUGUUCACUAAAGCCAAGCAGAGGAUUAUACCGUUCAUUUUAAGGAAAGAAGGUGGAGCGUGCUGUUUAUGCGAAGAAACAUUCCCAAACUACGGAGCGCUGGAUAAACACAUGAACACACAUUUGCAGAACUUUGUCUGUCCGGAUUGUGGUCUCCCGUUCCUGUCUUACAAGCGGUUCUCAAAGCAUGCAUUAAAACAUGUGACCGGAGAGUAUCCGUGCCACAUCUGUGGCAAAGUGUUCCCGAUAGAGGAAUACAAGAAGAAACACUUUGACACGGUUCACAUGAAGCUUACAACUGCCCAAUGCAAGCAUUGUCCGGAGAAAUUCGCGUCCUACUACGCUAGACAUGUGCAUUCCAUAGAGAAACAUCCGAGCACAAUCAAAUACAUCAACUGCGAGCUAUGUGACAAAGUGUUUGACUGGAAACCGCAUUACUUAGCCCACAAGCGCAAGGACCACCUGAAAGAGCGAAACUACGAGUGUACACUAUGCGAUUUACAAUUCUUCAGUCUGAACGACUAUAAACGCCACUUGUUAAUGCAUACAGGGGUAAAGGAGCACCAGUGCGAUGUUUGCAAGAAGAUGUUUGUGACUAAGCAAGUUCUGAAGGCUCAUAUAAACAAGGUCCACACGGCUGCGGACUGCUCGCUGCUGGUGCACACGCGCAAGAAGCGACCCCCGCUUCAGCCCAGGAAGUCGAAGAGGCUGGAGACGAAGAAUUGAGGCUGAGGAACUGUUUCGAUUGAGGAGGAUUACUCUACGGGGUGUUGCAAAAAGGGU